AUGCUUUCAUUAUCAUAAAUAUAGAAAUCACAUCAAGUGCAAUCUUCUAAGCAAUUGAAUAGAUUUAAUUUAUUGACUAGAAAUGUAACACUUGACAAUACAGAAGGCAGUAAAAUGAAAGCUAAAUAUAUAAUUCAUGACAAAGAGAGUUUAUAUGAGGAAAUUUAAAAUCUGAAAUAAGAAAACAACCAAUUAAAAUUAGCAUUACGAUAGUUUUAAUCGUAAAAUUAGUAUUUUAAGAGAGAAGUACAAUCAAUUUUAAAAGAAGAAUGUGUUACUCCAAAGAAUUAUUAGAGAAUAAAAUAAGGUUAUAUGGAGAAAAUCACAAAGCUUGAAGUAUAGAAUAAAUAAAUUUAGGACAAUAACAUUAAAUUGUAGCAAUAGUUAUAGGAUUAAAUAUCUUAUAUUAAUUAAUUGUAGAGUCCAUUGAAUAAAAGCAAUGUUGAAGGUUUAUGUAUGUCUCUAAGUGAAGAUAAUAUGAGAAUGUCAUAAUUAAUUUAGUAAUUGGAAUAGACAGUUAUAUAAACAUAAGUACUGAAAAUUAAAUAAAUUUAGAAUAAUUACAGUAAAAUGAACAUUAAAUAUAAUGCAAUUUUAAAUAAGUAUAAGUAAAUAAAGAAUCUGAAUGCAUAAUUAUUAUUGGAGAUAGCGGAAUUAAAAAAGAAAGACACGUUGUUUUUUGAGAGGCCAUAAUAAAAAGAUAAUAAAAAGAAUGAAGAAUAAUUAUAGUUGAGUUAUGAUUAAGCAAUGGUAGAUUUAAGAAAUGAAAGAUAAAAGAGUAAAUAUUUGGAAAAUCAAAUGUAAAAACUUUAGGCAGAUCAUCAAGAAUAGAUAGAGAGUUUAGAAAAAAAGAUGGCUGAUUAAAAGAGAUAAUUUGAAACUGCAUAAAGAGAACACGAAUAAGAAAAAUUAUUAAGAUAUUAAUCUAAGAGAACUAUACUUAUAAAGAGUAAUGGACCAUAAUAGCCUGAAGAAUAAGGAUAAUUAUAAGAGGAAAUAGAAUUAUAAAAAAAGAAAUUUAUAAAUGUGGAUAAAAAUGAUAUUUUAGCUAUUGCUAGAUAAGUAAAAUUGAAUUUGAUUGGAUUGAAAAUAUCAUUAUAAUAAGUAGAAGAAUAUUUAUUGACAGAUGAAAUACUUACUUAAUAAUAAUUAAAAUAAAAUUUAUCAAAUAGAAUAUUUGGUUUAUAAUCAAAUGAAUAGGUGGAAAUGGCAGCAAUUUAUUUAGCAGAUGUUGAAAAUGAGACAGAAACAACAACUAGUGCAAGAGUAAAAAGUAUAUUUAAGACUUUAAUGGAAAACUAUUAAAUUUUAACAAUAGAAUAAUUGAGUAAUAUAAAUUAACAGAUAAUGAAAAAAAAAAAUGAGAUGUCUGAUAUUUUAAUAAAGAAAUAUCCAGAUACUUAUACAAGUGGAUAUAUUACAAUAGAUGUAAAACAAUAUAAAAAAAUAAUUAUAGGCAUAUUUAGAGGUUUUAAAUUAGAUUGAAAUAUAAUUAAGUAAGAUAGAAAUUGAUCAUUUUUAUGCUUUAAUUUAAAGAUAAAAUAGAUCAUCAAGAAUAUUUUUAUAAUAAAUACAUUCACCAUUUGAUGUAAAUUAAGGUGAAGAGGAAGAUGAUUAAGAAGAUUAAUAAUAGAAUUUUAGUUUUGAUGAUAAUUAACCAGAGAGUGUAAAAAUGUCACAUAGUGAAAUAUUAGUAAUAAAUAAUAGGAAAGAAUCUGAAUUAGUAAAUUUGAUUGAGGAUGAUAUUGAUAAUAAUAAUAAUAAUAAUAAUUAGAAAUCAAAUUAGAAGAAAUAAAAAGUUAAUAUAGAGAAAUUAGAUGAGCAAAAUGAAGAGGAUUUAAAAUAAUCUCAAUAAUAGAAAUUAGACUUAUUUGAAGAAGAAAAGAAUCCAUUCCAUGAUGUGUAGCAUGAAGAAUCAGAUAUGAAAAUGAUAGAUUCGUAAGAAUUAAGAAAAUAAAGUUAACCUGAAUUAUAAUAAUUUUGAA
Messenger RNA from Paramecium sonneborni, 1985 nucleotides. The record is from the annotation of a GenBank genome assembly. Lineage: Eukaryota; Ciliophora; Oligohymenophorea; Peniculida; Parameciidae.